GACAGUCGUGUCAGUGGUGCGGUGGUGCUAACAGCUUCAUCUCGUACAGUACAUCUCAUACUCGCUUCAAGUCGUAGCGCGGUGGUGCUAACAGCUUCAUCUACUGUAAUCAAGCAGAUCUGGGAAAAACGAGAACUAGAUUUCUGAAGUGCUGCUAAGUAUUUUAGCCUUUUAGUCAAACCACAGUCAGCAAGUGUUCAGCUGUGUGUGCUGCCAGCAGCGGCGACUGAAAGUCUACCCACAGGAAAGGCAAUCCAGAUUAGACGAAAAGGCAUUCUCAGCUGUGUCUGAAGAUGACGUACUAUGCAGUAAAACCAGAAGUGUAUGAAGAAGAUAAGUUUUCUUGAACGUCGAUGCCCCAAGGGUGAACAGGAGUGUUGUUCCUGGUCUUCAGCUACAAUGUCGUCUUUUUUCUCCGUGAACUGGAUUCUUCUGAUCCUGUUUACAGGCCCCACUGUAUCGGGAUCACUUGUGAAAGGAAAGGUUGGUCAGAAUAUCACUGUGCCCUGCUUUUACAGUGUUAGGAGAGAACAAGACAUCACAUCAAUGUGCUGGGGUCGUGGCAAGUGCCCUGCUUCAAAAUGUUACCAGACCAUUAUCUGGACAGAUGGGUGGAAGGUGACACAGCGGUCCAACAGCAGGUAUAUUUUGAAAGGGAAUCUGGUGACGGGCGAUGUCUCCCUCACGAUUGUGAACGCUGUGGAAGCCGACAGUGGGACAUACUGCUGCCGCGUGGAGAUCUCAGGGUUGUUCAAUGAUCAGAUAAGUAAUCACAACGUUGUGGUAGAGAAAGCUAGAAUCUCUACUGCAAGUCCUCACACUUACACCUCUGAAAAGACCUCAGCUCCUGGGAGCACCAGUGAAUCAUCCUUCACCACCACAAGAACGUGGCCACCGGUUUCUCCUUCGGAAGCUCCUCAGACCGCCCCUGGUCCCUGCUCAAACACCUCAGACUGCUGGGAUGUAACCUCCAACCUGCAGAACCCGUCUGUGUCGCGUCCCAGUCAGCAGUAUUCAGAAAACUGGCUAUACAUUGGGAUUAGUUUGUGUGUGGUGCUUCUAGUCAUCCUUUUUGUGUCUCUGUUUGUCACCAGAAGUAAGUGCUUUUCACAGGUGGUUAUUCAGGUGGGUCGGGUACAUGAAAUCACAACUGUGGCAGAUGCCACAUGUCUCCUGCUUCAGGGAAGUGAGCGAAGGUCUCUGUGCGGCCACACUCUGUGCUGUCGUUGCUUGCUCGGCUCUCCCCCUUAGCCUCGGGGGCACAGAACAGCGAGGUGCCAGUGUGGUCUCGUCAUUUUAUGUCUCGGACUCCUUAGCAACCAGUCAACCCACCGUCUGGUGAGGAGAUGCGUGAUACAAAUCCCCCUCCCCUGCACCAUUCAUUUCCUCCUACCCAUUCCUCCUCAGUUGCCAUGUUGUCCCAGUCUUUCCCAAUGGGAGGGGCACUGGUUUCAUAUAACUAUAUCCAAUAAUUUUUUUUAUGUGCCAGACUUUCUCCAUAGAGGCUGUUGGUCAGACCAAGCCAUCUGAAUUAAAUCUCAUGGAAAUAAUGGGGAUUUCCCAUACUGAAAACAUCUGCUUAAAGUUCCCAUAUUUAGUUUCUUACACUUGAAUUAUUUUUUUUUUUUUGUGAACCUGCUACUUUACUUGCUUCUGAUGGUUUAAAGAAAAUUGUUUGUUUUUCUUUUUUCUUUAUUUUCACCCUGGAUGGUCCUUAGAAUAUUUAUACAAUACAAAGACGACGGGUGACUUUCCAAAGUAAGUAUUCUGUUCCCGCUUUAGCUAAUUGGACAAACUAGGUUGCAGAAAGAAAACAUUGUGAGUAUGCUGACGGUUCCACCACAUACUUUGACUUUCUUUUUUUAAACUCAAGUUAAUAGGCAACAUUGGAAAAAGAAAUUAAUAAGUUCUGCUAUUAUUAGUUAGUAAGCAAAAAUGAGUAUAACUUAGUUCAUUGCAUUAGAGAGCAUGCAAACUUCAAGUGUGGCUUGUCUCGUAAGUGGAAAAAUGAUUCGUUAUCAGUCAUGCUUAAAUAAGUGGUUUUGCAUAUUUUACAUUUUUCCAGUGAGCUGGUUGAUUUAGCUGUCUGCGCUUCUCCUGUGUUUCUAUCGUCUGUUUCUUGUUUAACAGCAUUGUUUUUACUCUGUUGUGCAGCUUCGUUGCAUUUUGGAGACCGGAACGUGCAGGGAACCAUAGUGCCCUGGAAGAUGAGACUCAUGCAGAGGAAAACAUUUAUAUAAUACACUAAAGACUGUAAACAUGCUUGCCUUUGCCAUCGUUGGGACAUUAAAUACUUUGCAAAAUGUUAGCUGCUCCCUCUGCUCAGCAGCUAAAUGUGACUGGACUACUGAAGCAUUAUUCACAUCAUUCUAAUAAAACAAAUAAAAGCUACACUUCUAAUUAAAACCUUUAUCAGCCUGUUCCAGAAACAGAAACCCUAUUGGCUCAAAUGGAAAUUUCCAGAAUCCACUUAUGAAGCCCUAAAGGAAAUUACCAUUAUAUUUAUUAUCUGCUUCAAAUUCUCUCUUCCUUUUUGGAAAAAAGAGGAAGUGCCAGAAGUGCUCAGUCGCAAAAGGAAAACCACACGGUUUGUUUUUUUUUUUUAAACUUUGUCUUUACUGUGUAUUCUGUCUGCCAGCUACACAAGAGUCCGUGCCAUCAGGGGGCAGAAGCAAUGUCACAGCUGCCCCGACAAAGAUGACACAUGGAAAAACUGGGUAGUAUUAGUGUUUUAAUGUACAUUUAGUUGAAUUUUCAUUAAAGUCAGGUAUACCUAGUCCUGCUAGGAGCUCAGUAAUACAAUGUACUGAGCCCGCGGUUAAAUCCGGAGAAGCUACUGACGCUCACCCCCUCAUGGGAUGUCCUCAGAGCCUACACCAUCAAUGUGCAGAAUAGUCACAGCUUGUUUUCAGAGAACUAUGACUAAGUGGGUUUUCCUCUGCAAAAUACAUCACUUUUUCUGUGGCUUUCUCCCUGGGCCCGCCUAUGCCCUGAGAAGUCCUCAGGGUGGAAAGUUUCACUUCUAGGCCUCUAAAACAACUGAACAAAAAGUAACCACUUUGUUAAGUUAAUUAAAUUCUUACCUUUCUUAAAUUGUGGAAAACGUCGUGGACAUCGCACAAAGUAUUGGCUGAAAGUUUGCCCUGCCUUUGCGCCCCUCCAGGUGUCAAACACCGCUGUCUUAUGCUGGGUUGGUUUGAUGGCUUUUAGGUCGUCAGUGGGAGUAUCUGUGGCUUAGAGCCUUCCCUCCAUUGCUCCUCAGUACAAGCCUUUCCUGCCUUGUUGAGCAACACACACAACACACCCAAAUCAGUUUUAAGUGGGAGAAUAACUUUCCCCAAGCAUUUUUACGACCGCGUUUUUAAACAGAGGCUGGGGACUUCCCGAAAGAGUGGAAAAGCAGUACAGGCAGGAGAGAGACCAACUCUUACUAAGUAUUGGUCAGGACAAAUUUUGCCCCGAAGCUCCUCGCGAGCAGCAAUGUACGAUACCUCAAGCAGAGAUUGCUGCCACAGGGAAGGCUCACAGACUUACCGCAACCUUUCUAUCAUUGAAUUUGUCAUUUUCGCAAAGAACAAAGCUGUGCUAUCCAAUGAGGCGUAAAGGAGCAAUAAUAAAAUCAGUAGGUGUUUGUGUUAGCAGCUGAGGCACUGGGGGACACAGUCUGGUUGUGCUUUAAGGGGAGCCGGGCUCAGCGGAGCUGUUACCCAUCCUUCCCCCGGCUGGCAGAGAUGGGAGGGCUGGAGCGGGCUGGGAGGGGAGUGUUUCCCCCCGGGAGUCCUGGCGAGGCUGGCUGCGGUGGGAUACCGCAGGUGAGCACGCCUACAAAGGCUCGCGAAGGAGGGAAAGGCUCCUCAUCCUGUUGAGGAAGGCAGAAAUGGAAAGCAAGUUGGGAGAGGGGACCCUGGUGCGCUUUGUAUUUUCACUUGUGCUGCGCGUUGUCUUGCGGCUGCCUGUUGCAACAGGCCUAAAAGGUUGAAAAAAAUGGAGGUGAAUUCGUGGUUGACUAAAGAGCUCUGGGUGGGAGCACAGACAUUAGGUGGUUACUGAUCCCUGGGCCAGGAAAGGUGUUGGAAGAAACCAGCUCUGCCAUUUUCUGCCUUCCUGUCACGUGUUGCCAUGUGUGAGAAGGUACCGAAACUAAAAAGGGCCUGUUAGUGUUAGACUGUAUUUUUUUUAUUUGACUAUUUGUAACAAUUACUAAACUAAAAUUACUGACCCUCCCAGCAGACAUUGCUUUCCUUCUGCCUGGCUGAACACGUCGCUGCUGCGGGCUCUGGCCCGUGACCGAAGCUGGAGGAAGUCUGAUCAGGUCUCUGAACUAGAUCUCAGAAAACAUCUUCAGUGAUUUCUGCUUUCUGCAACUUUUACCAACUCAGUCUCUACUGGGAUCAGAGUUAGAAAAGUGGUGGGUUUCCAAAAUGAUCUGAUUCUAACCACUCAUGCUUUUAAGGAGUUUGAGGACACUUCUUGAACGCUGCUA
Molecule: messenger RNA, 4483 nt
Organism: Chroicocephalus ridibundus (black-headed gull)
Lineage: Eukaryota; Metazoa; Chordata; Aves; Charadriiformes; Laridae
Product: hepatitis A virus cellular receptor 1 homolog
Exons: 6
Coding region: 325-1251 (308 amino acids)
Biological process (GO): apoptotic cell clearance; cytoskeletal rearrangement involved in phagocytosis, engulfment
Molecular function (GO): phosphatidylserine binding
Source: RefSeq, a predicted model, not a curated record